This is a messenger RNA of Seriola dumerili (greater amberjack), 2404 nucleotides long. RefSeq names its product glycolipid transfer protein (gene gltpa). Bases 196 to 825 code for a protein of 209 amino acids. Gene Ontology annotation, molecular function: ceramide 1-phosphate binding; ceramide 1-phosphate transfer activity. Gene Ontology annotation, biological process: ceramide transport; intermembrane lipid transfer. The record is from RefSeq and is a predicted model, not a curated record. Lineage: Eukaryota; Metazoa; Chordata; Actinopteri; Carangiformes; Carangidae. Gene Ontology annotation, cellular component: membrane; cytosol; cytoplasm. The transcript has 6 exons.
AUUGGAGCACAUCGGGUGCCGUUCUUGUGUUUCCUCUGGACUUCUAUCUAAGAGCCGUUUAUCGGACCAUUUACCCGACAGGUGGCGAUGACCCGGAUCUAUCAGUAACAAGUCGAUCACAUGAGCCGACGGGGCUGGAUAUCCCGCCGUCACCUGGGUUCAGAGUAGAGGUAAGAGAGCAUCCGGACUAAAGAGAUGGCUCUGCUAAUGGAGCACCAGUUCAGACAGCUGCCAGCUGACAGACAGGUGGAAACGAGACCGUUUCUGGAGGCUGUGUCAUACCUUCCACCGUUCUUUGACUGCCUUGGCUCUACUAUUUUUGCACCAGUUAAAGCUGACAUAUUUGGGAACAUCACAAAAAUCAAGGCAGUUUAUGAUACAAACCCAGGACGGUUCAAGACACUCCAGCAGAUUCUGGAGGCAGAGAAGGAAAUGCACGGAGCAGAAUGGCCCAAAGUUGGAGCGACGUUGGCUCUCAUGUGGCUGAAAAGGGGUCUUCGGUUUAUUCAGGUCUUUCUUCAGAGCCUGGUGGACGGUGAGAAGGAUGACAACAAUCCAAACCUCAUUCGAGUCAAUGUCACCAAAGCCUAUGAAAUAGCCCUGAAGAAGUACCAUGGCUGGUUGGUGCAGCAGCUUUUCAAGGCAACUCUUUUCGCUGCUCCAUAUAAGUCCGAUUUCCUGAAGGCCCUCUCCAAGGGUCGGGACAUCAAGGAAGAGGAGUGCUUGGAGAAAAUCAGGAAAUUCCUCAUCAACUUCUCUGCCACGGUUGAUGCCAUUUAUGAGCUGUACAAUAAGAUGAAUGCUGACCUUGACUACACAGUGUGACUGCCGGACGCUCCUCUUUCCUCCUGUGAUCUACUCAGUUUACAAAGUCAUCCGCAUUAUGCAAUCUACACUUGUGCAGUCCACAUCUCGACUUGGCUCCCUUCAGGUCUUCUGACAGCUCACUCUGAGAGUGUAUUUAUUAUACUCAUCAAAUAUUUGUGCACUUUUACUCAUCUGUUUCCCUGCUCUGGCUUUUCUCUGUAUGCCUUUUAGUCACUGUUUUUGAUUCUGUUUUUUUUGCAUCUGCAGAUUUAAACACUGUAUUUUCUUUGUUCUCCAUUUGAAGAGUCAGGUCUCUUUAUAGGACAACCAUGUUAAAUUAAAAUAAUUGCCAGAUAUUUAUGUGAAUGAUCAUGGGUAUGCUCACAAAUAUGAGUUAUAUAAGUUAUACCAAGAAUCAAAGUGCUACUUAACUCAACAAAUGUUUUUAAACCAGCAACAGGACUGUUACAAAAGCCUUAAGCUAACUUAUUGAUUUAAUGAGCUACACAACAUAAUGCAAAACUAUAAUCUUUGUUACAGUAAUUGGCAUCUUAUAGUGGUAUUGUUUUGUUUUUAACACUAGAUAUAUUGAAGAAAACAUUGUUUUCAUCUUUAUCAGCAGGAAGAAAGAUGCUGUUUUUAUUUGAAAUUAUACCAACAAUCAGAAAAUUACAUAAGAAUUUAAACUGUUCAUUUUCCUAAUGCAUUUGAUUUCUCCUAUAUGAGGAAAUAGCCAUGGUGCCUUUAAGCAGCAGUAGCAAUAAUAGAACAAAUUAAAUUACCUCACUGAAAUACAGGCCUAUGGCUUUUAUUUUGACAUUAUUAUUUUCUAUUUUGAAAUCCAAAACACAUUCCACUUAUUUGAGAGAAGAUGCCAUAUGUUUCAUCUUAUGCAACAAAUGCUAUAUUUUUAAGAUGCCCAUUACCUUUAGGGAUUUGAUUCGAGUUUUUACUAUUUAAUGAACAAUUUAACAUCUAGAAAGUAUCAAAUCUAAGUAUUACAUUAUUAUAAAGUUAUUUAUUACCUUCAGUACAAGUUGUACAAAGUGUUUGAUAUCCCACAUGUUGGACCCCACACAAUACUUUGAAGGUGUACGUCCAGUGUUGUAAAUGGCUUUUAACAUUGCACACCUGUUGGUGCCUUAAGCUGGAGGUACAGAUCAUUGAAGUGACUAUGUCAGCUCUUCUACCUUUAAUCAUAUAUAUUUUUAUACAUGUCACCUUGUGUAAACCAGGGACACCAAUUAAUAACAAAUGUUAAUUAUCACUGAGGGUCUGGUCUGCCUCUAUUAUACCUCUUUGUUAUACAGGACUUGCAUAUAUUUCUAUUUUUCCAAAGCAAUGCUUUAUCAAGUGUUUUUUUCAGUCCACUCUGCUCUCAGGUUCUUACAUAAAACUAAAUGUAUAUUUUCUUUUAACCAAAUUUUCGAGGGAAGGUAAAGUUUUUGUUGAUGACCUCUGGUUAGUCUAUGUUCUUCUGAGUGCAUGCUCUGAUAUGUUUGUCUGAUGUCUCUUGUGGCUGAAAUUAUGUUGCAGUGUGAACAGUGGAAAUAACAAAUAUUGUAUUUUCAACUCAUGUAAACCAUUAUUUGCAAUA